Messenger RNA from Schistosoma turkestanicum, 3360 nucleotides. Lineage: Eukaryota; Metazoa; Platyhelminthes; Trematoda; Strigeidida; Schistosomatidae. The record is from the annotation of a GenBank genome assembly.
AUGACUUCUGAUGUACGAAAUUUCGCUUCCUCAAAUAACACACAAAACCCUGUUGCAAAUCAUCGAAUCAAUAUACCUCCAGAGUUAGAAGCAGUUUUAAGAUUAGACACAAGUGGCGACUCAUUUGUAUCAAGUACAGAGGAUCAAUUGCAUACUUAUCAUCAAACUUUGGAAAAUUGGCUCCUGAAUGCUGUGAUCCAUACAUUUGCUAAAUUUUCAUUAGGUCACAAGUUUCAUCAACGUCAAAGUAUGCCAAAUGAUCAAUCUAAAUUAUCGAAUGAUGGUGAAACAGUAUCAGAAAUUGAAAAUUCAUCAAUUUCUUUGCCUACAAAAUUUAACCAAUCAGAAAAGUCCAAUCGUGCUUGUGUUGACUCAGUAUGCGCUCAUUUCACAACAGAUAAAGAUGAAAUUACAGUGUCUAGGUCUAAUGUUGAACAAGCAACAGAUUUAGAUGAAGAUUUCUCAAUGAAUUCUUCAUCUACCGUGCCGAAUAUUUCUGAGCCUUUACAAGAUUCUACUGUAUAUAUGGAAAGUAGUGCAACGAAUGGAUCAGUAGAAGAUACUUCUGAUAUAUUCACAAAUGAACCAAAUGCAUUAAUUCCUCCUUGUCCUAAAUCUCCACAAUUACGUCAGAAUAAAAUUCAAACAAAUGAUCAUUCUAAUCUAACUGCUGAGCCUUCAUUACAUCAUCGUACUGCUGCUCACAUGAACAAUCAUUAUGAUUCACUUUAUCGAGAACUUGAUCGAAAUUCGCCUUCAAGAGAUCAACAAUCCGAUAGUGAAGAAUCACACCAUGCUAAAUCUGUCCCUCAGUAUCAAACAUUGCCCUAUCAGCAUAAACGUGAUUCUAAAAAACCCAAGUCUAGAUUUAUUGAAAGAGAGUCUACUCCUCAACUUGAUUUAUUUACAGACGUGAAUUAUCACUAUGCUCUUUCUCAAUAUCCUCAAACUCAUAAAGGGUCGAAACAACGAAACUAUGUGGAUAAAACAUAUCCAGGAUGCAUGUCAUCAGCUACUGCCUAUCAUGAGCAUGGUCCUAUUCCAGUUGAUUCACUUCAUGAUGGUCAAUCUCCUUUUAAACACUGCCAUAUCAAUCAUAAAAACUAUCCACGUGAUAUUCCUUCACAAAAUCCUGUCGAUGACCGAUCGUUUCCUCAUAAACAUAUAUCCCAACGGUAUUAUCGUCGUCAUAAUAUCCCAAAUCAAGUAAUACGUAGCUGUGAUUAUCAUGAAUGCAGUUCCAAUGAAGCAAGUUCAGAAACUGAUGAUGACGAUUAUGAUUAUUCCGCCCAAACAUGUGAUUAUCAUUCCUUUCCAUAUACUAGUCGAAUGUCUUAUUCUGGUCGGUUUUCGCAUCAAUCAUUAUCUAGACUACCGAAAUCACGUUCAAAGAAUAGAUACAGGUCGAGUGGUCGUAAAUCAUCAGAAUAUGGAUAUGAAUUGGGUGAAUCCGAGAGUAGAGCUUAUUCUCCAGCUCCAUCGUUUGCUUCAUCUCGUGGGGUAGUCAGUCCACGUGGACAUAAAGUUGACAUGAAUUCAAUAGGUGGUGGAAAUAAUCACACAUCUGUUAUUGAUCCAGUUACAUUAGAUCAAAUCAAUCGAAAUAUGUCUGAUUUACGUUCUGGUUUUGAACGUCUUUCUAUGCAACAACAAGUAUUAUUGGCUUCAUCAUCUGCGACAACAGCAGCUGCUUUAAUGGCAAGUAGUUUUCAACAACAACAGCAGCAGCAACCACCACAACAUUCAUCAUCAACACCAUCGGCAGUAAGUCAAUUGUAUCAUACACAAGCAUUGUCUACAUCGACAUCGAAUAUAUCUACAACACGUGCUACAUGGAGUGAUAGACCUAUUGUUCGUGAUUUAAGUGUAAAACAUAAUGUUCAUGCAUCAAUUGAUAAUAAUCAUUCAAUAUUAGUUAAUAGUUCCAUUGAACAUAAUGAAAUUAAUACAGAUGAAUCAGUUGUUAUACAAGCUGAUGAUAAUCACAAUUUAGUUGCUUCUAAUAAACCUUCUUACAAUGGUAAUCCUGAAGAGUGUUCAAUUUCUACUAAUAAUUUUACUGACUUAUCAAAUUCAUCAACUGCACCAUCAAAUCCUUCACCUGUAGAAAAUAGUCAGAAACAAAUGACAUCUCCUGUAUUCAAAACUCCAGAUGCUAAUCCUGAAGGAAAACUUUUCUUUAUUGGCUUCAAAGAACCAGAUCCGGAGCGAAUGCAGCGUACUAGGGAUAGAUUAGAAGCUCGUCGUGCUACAGAAAGAGCCAUGGUUGCUGAACAACUGGAAGCAUUACGUACUACUGGUCGUAAAGAGAAAGAAGCAGCUGAUCGUGCACAAUUUGAACGGAAACUAAACGAAAAAGAAAGACGUGAAGCUGUACUACAAGCACAUUUAUCUAAGAAAGAAGCUUCUUUAUCACCAAACUGUCGUACUCUUACUACUAAGGAUAAUAAUACUAACAAUAAUCCAUACCCUGUAAGAUCUGGUUCAUCAUCACUUUCUAAAUCUGAAGUUAAUUUAUCUACAUCUCUACCUAAGCAUAGUGUCACUAAACGAUCAACUGCUACUCCGAAACGUGAUAGAAGCGCAUUAGUUGCUGCUUCGUUGGAUACUUUUCCAUCGUCGAAACCGAAUUCUCGUUUAAAUUCGGCUAAAUCUAAACCACAUCCUUCAUCGAUUAUUAUACGUGGUAGUGGUGAUGGUGAAGCUGUGGAACCACCAAACACUGAGCCUGAUUGUGAUAGUUCAUCUUUUCGAGAAACUAAAAUUCGUGCAACUCAUAAUCGUCCUGUCAAUGGUAGCUCUGCUGUUAAUAAUAAUACGUCUAGCCGUAAUCCGCUUCCUGCUGGAAUUAGUUUAUCAUCAUUACAUCGACUUGGUGCUUCAGAAUCUCCAUCUAGUGGUCCUGGUGUACCAGUUCAAUGUUUAAAUCAACCACGUUUAUUUGUGAAACCUAAAGCAAAAUCCAAUCGAACUGUUGUAGUUAAUGCAAUUAGUCAUUGUUGUUUAGCUGGAACAGUCAAUGAACCAGCAAAACAACUUGCACUUAAAGAAUUAGCUGCUACUGAAGGUACACAUUUUAUGAUACUAUUUCGUGAUUCUCGAUGUCAGUAUCGAGCUGUGUAUUCAUUUGAUUUUGAAUCAGAAGAAUUAAAAAUUAUUUGUGGCAAUGGACCUAGACGAAUUACACACGAGAUGGUUAAUCGAUUUUUCAAAUAUAAUAGUGGUGCAAAACAAUUUACUGAAAUCACUUCUACCAAACAUUUAAGCCCUGUUGUAGACGCUGUAACAAUUCACGAUUCUCUAUGGAGUAAAUCAUCAUCCGGUGGUGCACAUACAAUUUUAUCAAGUCAUUGUACUUGA